Molecule: messenger RNA, 1580 nt
Organism: Rhododendron vialii
Lineage: Eukaryota; Viridiplantae; Streptophyta; Magnoliopsida; Ericales; Ericaceae
Product: F-box protein At4g18380-like
Exons: 2
Coding region: 591-1580 (329 amino acids)
Molecular function (GO): protein binding
Source: RefSeq, a predicted model, not a curated record
CAAUUGCGUACCGAUUCCAAGAACAUGCAUGGUUAUAUUAAUCUACUUUUCCAAACCAAGAUGAUUUUGACGGCAUAUCUUCCGCGAUCCCGUCAUAAGGGGCUAUCACUCGGUGGACUCUUCUUGGCAAUGGAGAAUGAUUUUAUAGGCGUUUUUUGGGGGGUUGAGUCCCAGUUGGACUCUAUCGUUGGAUCGUGCCUGUUGAUAAGGUUGGCAUUGAUUUAGCCUUAGCUUUCCUAGAACCCUUACGAUUAUGAAUCCCGGGGCAACUGAAGCGUUGGGAGUUAUCCCAGUGGAGAUUGGGAUACCUAAGGAGACUCCUUUCAUGGCUAGAAAUCUCGCUUGGGAUCUUAAUCUGAGCAAACUGCUAAACCCAGGCUGCGGCCGAGCUGAGCAGGACUUUGAUGAGGCGACCAGACUUGUGGUCCAUAGUCAGUUUUAAGCCUAUCAACAUAGUUUCCGAAGUAAAUUGAGAUUAUUUUUUUUUGGCCAAUCGUUAAUCCGAUUCUAGGAGACUUGGGGAGGGGAUGAGUGUUUACAAGAAUUGAACCCUGCCCAUGUGCAUGGGAAUAUAAGGGUCGAGAGUAGCCAUGGGCGAUCAAGAAGAAGAAGCAGAUCAGAACCAGUUCCACUGUUUACCAGACGACGUUGUACUCCACAUCUUCAACAAGCUCCCCGACGUCACAUGGCUGUGCAGAUGCGUCGUAGUCUCCAAGCAAUUCUCCUCCCUCAUCCCUCGCGUCCAAACAGUCUCCUUACAAUCCACAAACUCGAAUUUUGUUUUCAAUCCCUGCUCCGUUUCCCCCAUUGAGAAAUGGUAUCGCAAACGGAAAUUCUUAGAAUUCUUCCUCAAACCCCAUGGAUACCUCCGGAAUCUCCCCCUCUCUCCUCCUUCGCGACGGCUUUUCCCUGACUUUGCGUUCCACUUGAAACAGAUUCAGUCUCUGAAUAUCGAACUUCCCUUCGAUUUCAUCGGUAACAAUGAUUCUGUUCUCAAAUGGGGUGCCAAAUUCACCACAGAACUCAACAGCUUCACAGUUCUCCAUGCAGCAUCUCCCUCUAGGAUGAUGGAAUCUGAAGAAGAAGAAGACAAUGACGGCGUAGAUGAGAAUGGGAUAACUCGGAGAGAGAUAGACUGCCGAGUAAACCUAGCCGUUGAGUACGUAAGAGACGCAAUGUGGUGGGUGGGAAUCUUGUUUCAUCUUAUCCCGAAAUACCCGAUGCUUCAGAGCAUUAGCAUCACCGAUGCAAAGAACAAGGGGGUGAAGCUCUGUUUGCGUGGUGAAAAGCUUGUGGGGUGCAGGAGUACAUUUAAUAUAAGUUCGAUGAUUUAUUCGAAAACGGCUGGGGGAUCUGUGCCUUUUUUACGGCUGCCAAAUUCUAGGUAUGCGAUGAAAGGGGUGACCACUGCUGACAUGAAAGGCCGUCCAGGAAAAACUGCCGAAUUCAAGGCGUCUGGUGGCGAUGGUUCUGAGACCGAAAGGGUCGAGUUGGAAACAUUUGCGGGAGAGGGAGGUGUUUUUUCGGAAGUCAUGGUGCAGAUUCAGGCAAAGCGUAAGGAAGUUAUCAAUUUAUCGUAA